Messenger RNA from Symbiodinium pilosum, 2135 nucleotides. NCBI's taxonomy places the organism in Eukaryota, Dinophyceae, Suessiales, Symbiodiniaceae. The record is from the annotation of a GenBank genome assembly.
AUGCCUGGAUGUGAGAGCAAGGGCUUCAAGGGCAGAAUACUGACAGAGGCCUCCAUCAACACGCGGCCUGCCAGACUGGUUUGCGAUUUCGGAGACUCGGGAGCAUCCUCCUGUGCUGAUGAGGAACUGGCUGAGUUAAGGGAGUACAAUACGCCCUCGGGGUUGUCCUGCGAUGGCUCUACAACUACUCCCCCGGUACUGGCUGCGUACAGCACUGGAUCAGAAACGGUGACAUCAGAGGACUUGUCGGCAGCGCAGGUGCCGUGGCCAUUGAAGCUUCUCCCGCCCAAGAGCUCCACUGCUAGACCAGACGCAGCUGCCACAAUGCGCAGGUUGACUGCCGAAGCCAAGGCCAAAGCAGCCAAGGCGUCCCAGCAGCGCAGCAUGCAGCAGCGCAGCAUGUCGCAGCCAUGCCGUGGCCACCCGCCAGCCAGAAACACCCAAGCAAGGACUGCACAGCCCAAGCGUGCAUCAAAUGCAAAGCCUGUUCGCAAAGCAGAGCCCAAACCAGCACCCCCUCGAUCUUCGAGCAAAGCACGGGUGAAAGAUGUUUCCACACAAACGGCCGAGAAGCCAUGCAACCAGAAGCAGGGCAAAGUGGACGCCUCCAGGGCCCGUAAGUGUGGCAAGGCUCCACCAAGAAGCGCUCGGCCCAAGACUCCACGUGGCCGAGGGCCUCGGGCUGGCAGCGCAAUCGGCGCCAGAGCUUCGAGGCCUCGGACCACGCGGCCGUGCAAGAUGAACCGGUCCUUCUCGGCGCCCACCAUUUCCGCGACGCAGAAAUCCAAAGCCGCUGAUGCUCUCAGGCGCUCGCAGUCGGCAGGGCCACUCUGUCAUCGGCGGUGCGUAGCUUGUUUGGUGGCUGAGCUCCGCUCGAUGUCUUGGCCUCCUUUGCGCCCAGGCACCUGCGUUUGCUCUGCGAGACGAAAACCUUCCAGAAAAGCCGAAUGUCGAAGCCGGUCGCGGCGCAUAGAGAAAACGGCAGAGAAUGAGAAGGACGCCGAAAAAGUUCUGGAGCCACAAGAGCUGAUACCAUGGAGCUCUCCUCAGGAAUUGAUAGCACUGGGCCAGCUCAUGCAGCUCAGGCAGGCCGCGUGCCUAGAUGGAGCGGUGCAAACCGACUACUGUGAACUUGCGGGCCCUCGGCCUUCCAGCGCACAGCAUCAUGCAACAAAUUCGGAAUUCAAGGGGAUUUUUGCGCAGCAGAUGCCACAGAUAGAGGACCUGUCCGUCUCUGCAGACAGCGUGGAUCGGAGAUUGCCAUGCAUUCCACUUUCCUGGACGUGCAUCCAUGAGUUUACUCGGAUGCGGCAAUUUGCCUUGACUGGCAUGCUCCCAAGCCCGCCAUCGAUGGUGGGACAAGAGAUUGCCACCUCCGGUAAUCGAACCGUAGCCACGCUCACGCAGGUGCCUGCGCCUGUGGUGGAGGUGAAAGUCAAACGCAAGACGCAGCCGGCGCAGGUCGCCCGAGAUGCCGAUUCCUUCUAUGUACAGGAUUGCAGACAGGUGCAGAACAACACUCAUACCAUCCAGACGCUGACUGGACAGAUUUCUCGCUUGGUUGGUACGAUGGAGGCUGAGAAGGAUUUCCAGCACUGCCGAAAAAUGGUGGAUGACGCAGUGCGCCAGGCUUCGGAGACCAAGGCGAUCCUAGCACGGAUCCGAGAACACCAGCAUCAGGCGCAGAACACAGCUGAGCGCAACAACCGCCGCAUGAUGUAUCAGAAGCUUUCGGACAAUUUGGCCAUCACCGCGCGCGUUCUGGAGGACGUGGUGAGGCGCUUCACUGCAGAGGAGCGCCGGCGCGUGGGCAGCACUGGGGUGUUCGAGGCCCCAGGCAUUGCAGCAGCGGAUGUUGCUGGGGGCAAUGACCAAAAGCCUCUGCUCUCUACUGGCGGAGAUCAAAUGGAGGCGGCCUUGCAGACGGACAAAGUGCAGACUCUGCGGAAGGUGGAUGAGGAUAUGCUCUGCCUGCAGCGCAUCUACACAGAUCUCGCCACAGCUGCCGAAGAACAAGCUUCCAGCUUUGAUACGUUGGAGAGCCACAUGGCUCGGGCCUCUGCAGACAUCGAGCGGGGCCGCGAGGAGAUCGAGUACACCGAGAGAUACAACUUCAGCGCAAGGCUGAAGCGCAG